GAUGGAUAUAAAUGGAUUGGUUACAUAUUUGGUGUGUUGGUAGGGUAUGACGAACACUGGAAAUGAUUAGAACUCAUCGAACUAGCUGACUCGUUUUUACUUCCAGACAACAUAUACUCAAGUUUUACAGCCCGGAAUCAAGCCUGACACUAACGCGAUCAAGUCUACGGAUUGGGCAACGCUUGACAUUUGAAUUUGGUACCAAGUCGACAUUCAAAGUCAGCAAAGAGUUCUUGAAGUUGAUCCCAAAAGAAUCGCCUCUGAAAGACCGCCAUUUUAAAACGUGUGCAAUCGUGGGCAACUCAGGUAUUCUACUAAACAGUAGCUGUGGUCAAGAAAUCGACUCCAUGGACUUCGUCAUUCGGUGUAACCUGCCUCCAAUCGAAGGUUAUGAGAAAGAUGUCGGCUCAAAGGCAAACUUGACUACAAUGAACCCCUCCGUGGUCAGGAAUAACUUCGGACAAUGGUACAAGAAAACAAAAGACGAUUAUGAUCGGUUGUUACGACGUCUGGAAGAAGUUGGCGACCAGAUCUUGUACGUGCCCGCUUUAACGGCCCCUCAUGUGGAAAGGUACUUGAGAGUGAUCAUAGAGGUUGUUAACCAGCACAACCUGCCGAUCAAAACUGUCUUUCCACCGACCGGAAUCAACACUCUCAUCAAAUCAAUCUGGACAAAGUUUGGGUCUGAGGUCCUCCGUCCGUCCACGGGGGCUCACAUGUACACCCUGGCUUCCACCAUCUGCGACCAGAUCCACAUGUACGGCUUCUAUCCGUUCAGCGAGGACACACGAGGCAGGGCGCUCAGCUACCACUACUACGACACCAAGAAGAUGAUCGACAACAGGACCCACAACAUGCCGGAAGAAUUUAGGGCACUUCAGCAGCUCCACAUGCGGGGUGCAUUGGUACUGCAUACAGAACCAUGUCAUUGAUCUUUAUUUGAUGCUUUGAUUACCUCCAUGAAAUGUCAUGGGGGUUAUAUUUUCCCCUGCGUUUGUCUGUCUUAAUAAAUUGUGCUCAGGAGUAAGUGACAUACGUCUGGGCCCCCUAGCGGCUAUUAUUGGGAUAGCAGGGGCAUUGCCAUUGACUUUCUACAUUUUAUUUCUUAUAUGUUCUUGAUCAUUAGGUAUCUACAUGUGAAUGUAAUUUGAUGCAGAAAAAACAUGGCUGACAAAAGUAAGGUGAGGUGUCUCUUAGACUCAUGUCACCUCAAGUGCCCAUAAUGUCUUCUCAUCAUUUUCAUGUCCUUCUGUUCCACAGUACAGAAAACAUCGAAAUUUAACCACACGUAACGUGCCGUGCUACAGUGUAGGGUGAGUUCUUGUGACAUGACCUGUAAUGUUCACGGAUGAGAU
Messenger RNA from Branchiostoma floridae (Florida lancelet), 1355 nucleotides. Its product is annotated as CMP-N-acetylneuraminate-poly-alpha-2,8-sialyltransferase-like. The transcript has 2 exons. Lineage: Eukaryota; Metazoa; Chordata; Leptocardii; Amphioxiformes; Branchiostomatidae. The record is from RefSeq and is a predicted model, not a curated record. Bases 348 to 932 code for a protein of 194 amino acids. Gene Ontology annotation, biological process: N-glycan processing; oligosaccharide metabolic process. Gene Ontology annotation, molecular function: alpha-N-acetylneuraminate alpha-2,8-sialyltransferase activity.